Oncorhynchus mykiss (rainbow trout) is the source of this 2264-nucleotide messenger RNA. RefSeq names its product complement C7b (gene c7b). Gene Ontology annotation, biological process: complement activation. Gene Ontology annotation, molecular function: protein binding. NCBI's taxonomy places the organism in Eukaryota, Metazoa, Chordata, Actinopteri, Salmoniformes, Salmonidae. Gene Ontology annotation, cellular component: membrane attack complex. The record is from RefSeq and is marked provisional.
UGUAUCUUAGGACAGUGUGUGAGCCUCUCUCUGGUAUGUAACGGAGACCAGGACUGUGAGGAGGGCGGGACAGACGAGAGACACUGUGAUGCUGACAAUAGCCACUAUGUGUGUGACCUGGACAAGACUCCUCCCAACUCUGACCACACUGGCAAAGGGUAUGAUGUGCUGACAGGGAAGUUCAGGUCUGGUGUCAUUAACACACUAAGCUUCGGAGGGCAGUGCAGGAAGGUUUUCAGUGGAGACCACAAGACCUUCUACAGAUUGCCUCAGAGUAUCCUCAGGUACACCUUCCAGGUGGUGGUUGAGAAUGACUUCACCGAUGAGGCCUACGAGAGCUCCUGGUCCUACAUGAAGCACAUCCAGGACAAUGCCUUAUGGGGACAUGAUCGCCGCACUUUUCACACAGAGCUCAACAAAGACAAGUCUCACAGGCUGCUGAUCAUAAAGAAUCAGGUGGAGCUAGCCCAGUUCCAGAACACCGUGCCCCAGUACGUCACUCUGGCUGAGGGCUUCUGGAAGGCGCUGUCCUCCCUCCCAACCACGUACAGUUACCCAGCCUACCGCUCCCUCCUACAGACCUAUGGCACCCACUACUUGUCAGAGGGGGCCCUGGGGGGCCAGUACCAGGCCCUGCUGGAGUUUGACAACGAGGCCCUCAAAGAGACCAGCACAACAGAUACAGAGUACCAACGGUGUGUUACGAAGAAGAAGCGCCGCUUGUUCAGGAAAAAGGUCAAAACCACAUGUGAAAAACUGGUGGACUCUCUCAAGACCUCUAAAGAGUAUAACAACAACAAGCUGCCUAUUAAGACCAAUGUCAUCGGUGGAGACCCAUCCUUCAUAGCUGGCCUGAGUGUCCUGGACCUGGAGAACCCUGAGGCCAAUGGACAAAUGUAUGACAAGUGGGCCCGCUCUGUCAAGGACUUCCCUCAGGUCAUCAACAUGAAGCUGCGGCCUCUGUAUGAGCUGGUGAAGGAAGUGCAGUGUGCCGGGCUGAGGAAGCUCCAUCUGAAGAGAGCUACAGAAGAGUACCUGGCAGAGGAGCAUCCCUGCCACUGCCGGCCCUGCCACAACAACGGGCAGCCCCUGCUGACUGGCACAGAGUGUAAAUGUGUCUGCAGGCCUGGUACCUCGGGCCCUGCCUGUGAAAGUGGCACUGUUAUAGGGGAGCAGCCAGGGGUGAUCCAUGGGAGCUGGAGCUGCUGGUCGUCAUGGGGAUCUUGUUCUCAAAGUAAAAUGUCAAGGUCUAGGACCUGCACUAACCCUGCCCCCAGGCGAGGGGGCCUCCAUUGUGUGGGGCUGCCCACAGAACAUACUUCCUGUGAAGAGUCAGACCUACAACAUUUAAAGAUGAUGGAGCCUCAGUGUUUUGGUCUCUCUAUAAGUACACCAAAGGCAUGUAGAGCCCCGCCAGCCUUGAGGAAUGGCUUUGUCCUGAGCCCCAGAGAUGUAUACCUUGUAGGCAGUAAGAUUGAGUACUCCUGCAUAGAGGGCCACUACAUCACUGGAGAAACUGUGGCUGAGUGCACUGACAACAACAGCUGGACCAGAGGACCAUUGGAGUGCAAGAGUGCAACAUGUGAUGUUCCGUCCCUUGAGAAUGAUGUCACAGGCACUCCUUGGAAAGUGAUCUAUCAAAUUGGGGACAGUGUGUAUCUGUCCUGUCCUGUUGGGAUGAUGAGAGAGGGCAUGGCAGAGAUCGUCUGCAGCUCCAGUCUGCAGUGGUCUCCAUCCCCAGACAGCAUAAGGUGCAGAGAAGUGCCAAAGGGCCCCACCCCUCCACUUGGCUUGAACUGCAAACUAUGGGAAACACCAGGAAAGAGUCAGUGUGUGUGUAAGCUUCCAUACCAAUGCCAGCCUUCCCUGCAGUUAUGUGCCACCCUCCACACAGGCAGAACAAGUAAAUUGGGUAUGUGUCAACUUGGAGCUCUGCAGUGUCUGGGGCGGAGCUUCAAGCUGGUAAAGGACAGUGAUUGUGAUUGGUCGGAUCAGGGGCUCACUUCCUGCCAGGAGGAGUGCUUUGACACCUCUGUCCAGCUCUGUGUCAAACUACCAGACAGUGCUGUUGCUGUGACAAUGUCAGAAUGUGAGGUGGGGGCUCGGAGGUGCCAGGGGGAGCAGUUUGAUGUGGUCAGCAUCAAGGCCUGUUCUGCACUUUAAAACAUGAUUCUUAACCCAUAAUUGUAAUGUUGUUUUUUUUACUUAUAAGAGAGUAGUCCCUUAUAUUCUAAUAAAGUGUGCAUCAAGGUAGAGCUAUCCAU